GCGAUUUCUGCGUCUUCCUCCUCUAAAAACAUGGCUUUUUCUUCACCUACCAAGUCUCAGCCCUACAGCCUCGGUCCUGACAACACACCCGUCGGACGGGAGAUCGAUAUGUGGAGACGUCUCAUAUCCCCAGAGAAACCUAAGAAGAAGAACAAUGCCGCACCCAGGAAACGUAUCGGCGAAUACGCUGAGCACAAAGCUUGGUUCGAACAGCGUUUCGGGCAGCGGAUUGUCUCAAACGUUGACACGAACUCGAACGAACUCGGAAGGGUCGAGCCCACUUCCAACAAGGAGGAGGACACUGAGGGACUCGGGAACGACAUAGAAGGCGAUUGUGAUCAGAGCAGCGACCUCGAAGACACCGCUCUGCCAGGCAGUGACGAUACUGUCACUGACGUGCACCGCCGUGCGCCCUCGCUUUCGGGCACCCUCGAGGAUGUCGAUAACGAUCCAACGUCGGACGUGGUCAACUCUUCCGACGACGAUGAUUCUGGCUACGACACCCCGAAGUACGCCGCCCCCAGUGUGCAUAGCCGGUGUAAUGUCGAUUCCGGGUACGACAACGGCAAGUCCGAUGCCUCUGAGGACUCCGACGACGAGGAGGAGUCUGACUCCUCAGGAAACUCGGACGAGGAGAAGGAGUUUGACUCCUCUGAGGACUCAGACUCGAAUGACGAGGAGUCCGACUAA
Messenger RNA from Schizophyllum commune H4-8, 690 nucleotides. RefSeq lists its product as uncharacterized. The transcript has a single exon. NCBI's taxonomy places the organism in Eukaryota, Fungi, Basidiomycota, Agaricomycetes, Agaricales, Schizophyllaceae. The record is from RefSeq and is a predicted model, not a curated record. Bases 31 to 690 code for a protein of 219 amino acids.